Messenger RNA from Nothobranchius furzeri (turquoise killifish), 1480 nucleotides. RefSeq names its product malate dehydrogenase 2, NAD (mitochondrial). The record is from RefSeq and is a predicted model, not a curated record. Lineage: Eukaryota; Metazoa; Chordata; Actinopteri; Cyprinodontiformes; Nothobranchiidae. Gene Ontology annotation, molecular function: L-malate dehydrogenase (NAD+) activity. Gene Ontology annotation, cellular component: mitochondrion; cytoplasm. Gene Ontology annotation, biological process: tricarboxylic acid cycle; malate metabolic process.
AAGUAGGCUGACUUCCUGUUCGCUCGUGGCCAGAGGACGUUGGUGUCACAAAGGAGAGGGGCUCUCGAGGUUUUCUUUUCAUUUUCUCCGCUAAGCCGCAAAAAGAAGCAGCAAGAGGAUGUUUUCCCGCGCCGUGAGACCCACCGCGAGCCUCGCUCGAAGCCUGUCUACUUCCGCGCACAACAACGCCAAAGUGGCGGUGCUAGGGGCUUCAGGCGGGAUAGGCCAGCCGCUGUCCCUGCUGCUCAAGAACAGCCCUCUGGUGAGUCGCCUCUCCCUGUAUGAUAUCGCUCACACACCCGGGGUGGCGGCGGAUCUCAGCCACAUCGAGACCAGGGCCCAGGUGACCGGCUACAUAGGCCCAGACCAGCUCGACGCUGCUCUGCGGGGCUGUGACGUGGUGGUCAUCCCCGCCGGCGUGCCCAGGAAACCCGGUAUGACCCGCGAUGACCUGUUCAACACCAACGCCACCAUCGUAGCCACCUUGGCCGACGCCUGCGCCCGCACCUGCCCCGAAGCCAUGAUUUGUGUCAUCGCCAACCCCGUGAACUCAACUAUCCCCAUUACAUCAGAGAUCAUGAAGAAGCAUGGUGUGUACAAUCCCAACAGAGUGUUUGGUGUCACGACCUUGGACAUUGUCAGAGCUAACACCUUUGUGGCUGAGCUCAAAGGUCUAGAUCCAGCUCGGGUCAAUGUCCCAGUCAUUGGUGGUCAUGCUGGGAAGACCAUCAUCCCGCUGAUUUCCCAGUGUACACCCAAAGUAGAGUUUCCUGCUGACCAGCUGACCGCCCUCACAGAAAGAAUCCAGGAGGCCGGCACAGAAGUGGUGAAAGCCAAGGCGGGAGCAGGAUCUGCCACCCUCUCCAUGGCUUAUGCGGGUGCCCGAUUUACCUUCUCAGUCCUGGAUGCCAUGAAUGGAAAAGAAGGUGUGGUGGAGUGCGCCUUUGUCAGGUCUGAGGAGACGGAGUGCAAGUAUUUCUCCACGCCUCUCCUUCUGGGCAAGAACGGCAUUGAGAAGAACCUUGGGCUGGGGAAGUUGUCAGCCUUUGAGGAGAAGCUGGUGGCUGACGCCAUCGGAGAGCUGAAGGCUUCAAUCAAGAAAGGCGAGGACUUUGCAGCUAACAUGAAGUAAACAGAAGCCAAAGUUAUGAUGGAGGUUCAGUCUUAAGACAUCUGUGUAACUGAAGAUCUGUCAGGGUUUCCUCUUCUUUGUCUUGGCAGCGGGGUCGUAUUUUUAAGCUGUUUUAGUUUAACAAACAUGGCCUGAUCCUGUGCUUAUACCUGGUGUCUGUGCUGUACUGUGACUUAUUUACUUUGCAAGUUUUGUCAGGAUUGUUAAUUUAAUGUACAGCAUGCAUUUGUGAGGACGUCUCUGCUGAGUGAACAAAGAGGAAAUACUUUCAUGCUUACUGAUGCAAACGGUUGUUGUUGCUGAUGAACAAAAUAUUCACUCCACCAAUAAAUAAUUUAGCUUUCAGAA